This is a messenger RNA of Talaromyces marneffei, 1077 nucleotides long. RefSeq lists its product as uncharacterized. The coding region runs from base 1 to 1077 and encodes 358 amino acids. The record is from RefSeq and is a predicted model, not a curated record. The transcript is spliced from 2 exons. NCBI's taxonomy places the organism in Eukaryota, Fungi, Ascomycota, Eurotiomycetes, Eurotiales, Trichocomaceae. Gene Ontology annotation, molecular function: oxidoreductase activity.
AUGGCUGCUACAUUCCAAGCCUGGCGAGUCUAUCCAAAUGCAUCCAUCCAGGAUGAGAAGUCCAUCGGAAUCCUAGAUAACCUUAUUCUUGAAGAAGUCAAAACACCGGUUCCAGGCCCCGGACAAGUCCUUGUGCGUAUCCAUGCAACAGCACUAAACUUCCGCGACUUGCUCAUCACGGCCUUUUCACCCAAAUAUCCCAUCCCAGCCCUACCCGGUUUAUCCCCGUGCUCUGAUGGAGCAGGCUCUAUAGAAGCCAUAGGUUCAAGCAAUAACAACAAAUGGAGAGUCGGUGAUGAAGUCAUAUUCCGAGUCACCAACUCGUGGGAUGAAGGCGAUGUCUCCAACUUCAAGGGUAAUGGAUUGGGUAGUGGUAAUAUUCAGGGGACUUUGAGUCAGUAUCUAGUUGUUGAUGAGUCGUGGUUGGUCAAGAAACCCGCCCAUCUCACUUGGGAGCAAGCCGCCAGUAUCGCUGGUGCUGGUGGAACUGCUAUUCAAGCUCUCUUUCACAAUGGUAUAUCCAAUGAUUUGAAUCUCUCUGGGAAAACGAUCCUCACGCAGGGCACUGGUGGCUCAUCCAUAUUCUCCGCCCAAUUCGCGCUGGCUGCCGGAGCCCACGUCAUUGGCACGACUAGCUCAGACUGGAAAGGUGAGUUACUCAAGAGCCUCGGGGUGCAUGAAGUGGUGAACUACAAAACCCACCCAGCAUGGGCCGAGGAGGUUUUGAGACUCACAGGUGGCAGAGGUGUAGAUCUGGUCAUUGACGUUGGUGGCUCCGCGACUUUUGAGCAGAGUCUCAAAGCUGCGCGUUUUGGGGGUACUGUAGCUGCGGUAGGGUUUAUGACGGAGCCUCAACCGUCUGAUCCUGGCUUGAUUCAUACAAUCAUAUUCGGCGCAAAGACGAUACGAGGUCAAAUGGCUGCUAGCUUAGAGAUGUACCAUGAGCUGGUUGAAUUGACAGAAAAGCACAGAAUUGAGCCUGUCGUUGGACAAGUUUUUGAGUGGACAGAGGCUAAGGAGGCUUUCAAAGCAUUGAUGCAGCAGUCAGUCCCGGGCAAAAUUGUGAUAAACGUCUAG